Molecule: messenger RNA, 369 nt
Organism: Hirsutella rhossiliensis
Lineage: Eukaryota; Fungi; Ascomycota; Sordariomycetes; Hypocreales; Ophiocordycipitaceae
Exons: 2
Coding region: 1-369 (122 amino acids)
Source: RefSeq, a predicted model, not a curated record
AUGAACAACGCAGAUCUUAUGGAGCGAGCUGUUGGCCUUGGCCUCCCUGCGGCCCCUAAUCUGGCCACCGGGCCUCCCCUGCGCCUUGAACGAAGGGCUAAGAAGGGGAAUAAGGGGAAGAAGGGGAAGAAGGGGAAGAAGGGGAAGAAGGGUAAGAAGGGGAAGAAGGCCAAGAAGGGGAAGAAGGCCAAGAAAGCCAAGAAGCAGGCCAAGGCGCAGGCAGCUGUCGCAGCCAAGCCCAAUGCCGCGGAGCAAGCACAGCUGGACGCUAACAAUGCCGCACUGCAGGCCCAGAAGGCCAGGGCUGCGGGAGCAGCUAAAAGAGAUAACACCGGCCUGCUCGAGGAGAGACAGGACAGCGACAACUAG